Balaenoptera ricei (Rice's whale) is the source of this 4334-nucleotide messenger RNA. RefSeq names its product SET and MYND domain containing 4 (gene SMYD4). The record is from RefSeq and is a predicted model, not a curated record. The coding region runs from base 267 to 2627 and encodes 786 amino acids. Gene Ontology annotation, molecular function: protein binding. The transcript has 11 exons. NCBI's taxonomy places the organism in Eukaryota, Metazoa, Chordata, Mammalia, Artiodactyla, Balaenopteridae.
GCGUGACGCGGACGCAGCGAAGGGCGCGGAGAGGACGAGUUCCGGCAGCUUUCCGAGCUGACUCUCGGAAACGUACCCCACUCGGCCUUUGGUGGGCAGACACUGACUGGUAGCCCAGAGGAGUGGUAGAGCUGUUGCCAUAGUAACUCUGCUACUAGAUGUAGUCAAAGCAUUGACUUGCUUCCUUCAGCAACCCAGAGUUGAACUCCCGCAGGUUCCAGACCCUGAGCUUGGCACAGUGGGGCUCUCUCAAGAUUUAAAGUAGCAUGGAUCUGCCCGUGGAUGAGUGGAAAUCAUACAUACUUCAGAAGUGGUCUUUGCUCCCCAAGUCCAUUCAGGUUACAAUUUCUACAGCAGAGACUCUAAGUGAUCUCUUUCUUCACUCAUCUUCGCUUCUUCAACCGGAGGAUGAGAUGUUUUUAAAAAGGCUUUCUAGAGGUUACCUUGUUGGAAAGGACCCCAACGCUCCCCUUUUCUACAGAGAAGAAGGAAACAAAAAAUUUCAGAAGAAGGAUUAUAUGGGAGCCACAGUGCUGUACUCUAAGGGAGUAUCGCAUUCAAGGCCCAACUCUGAGGACAUUUCACUGUGUUACGCCAAUCGCUCUGCAGCCCUCUUCCACCUGGGUCAGUAUGAAACAUGCCUUAAAGACAUCGUCAGAGCACAGACGCAUGGAUAUCCAGAGGGAUUGCAACCCAAGUUGCUGUUGCGUAAGGCGGAGUGUCUGGUGACCCUGGAGAGACCACACGAGGCAAGCCAGACCAUCAGUGAUCUUGAAAGUAACUUUGCUGCCAAACCAACCCUAGCAGCUUCCCAAUUUCAGAUUCUGCAGAGAACCCUCUGUCGUCUGAAAGUAAAGGUACAAGAAAAGGGGAAUCUCACAGAAACCUCCCCAGCAGCUCUAACCAAAGCCUUUGAGGAUAUGGACCUAAGGGAAGAGAAUGAACAAAUUUCCAACACAUCAUCAUCUGUCAGCUUAUGUACGGACCCUUUAAAAGGCCGCUAUCUGGUUGCCACAAAAGAUAUUCUCCCAGGAGAGCUUCUGGUGAAAGAGGAUGCUUUUGUGAGUGUCCUUAACCCAGGAGAAAUGCCACCAUGGCAUCAUGGCCUCGAGAGCAAGUGGGAUACCAGAGCUACCAAUGCGGACCUCUACUGUCACCGAUGUUUGAAGCACACUUUGGCCCCAGUUCCCUGUGAUGGAUGCAGUUAUGCCAAGUAUUGCAGCCAAGAGUGUUUGCAGCAGGCCUGGGAUCUCUACCAUAGUAUAGAGUGUUCUCUAGGGGGGCUGCUUCUCACACUGGGUGUUUUUUGCCACAUUGCCCUGAGGUCGACUCUUUUAGCUAGAUUUGAGGAGGCUGGCAAAGUCAUAAAUAAGCUUUGUGGUGAGAUUACUAACAGGGAUAUCUGUUUACCUGAAAGCAAGAAUCUGGCGCAAAUACUCAGUUAUGACCUGGGAGGGGAGAGUAAAAAAAAGGGCAAAACAGUUGAGACCCCAAUUCCUGGGUGUGAUAUUAACGGGAAGUAUGAAAAUAAUUAUAAUGCUGUCUUCAGCCUUUUACCCCAUACCCGAAACCAUAGCCCUGUGCACAAAUUCCUCUGUGCUCUGAGUGUUUCUGCACUGUGCAGGCAGCUCGAAGCAGUCAGUUUACAGGCCUUCACAACAGGUCUGAAAUCAUCUAAGCUGAAAGCAGCAGCGGCUCCUAUGUUGUAUCCAGAGUGGAAUAUUUGGGGAGUGGCCAUGCUGAGACACAUGUUACAGCUACAGUGUAAUGCUCAGGCGAUAACAACCAUACAGCAAACAGGAUCUGAAGAGAACCUCAUUACCGACAGCAGGCAGGUGCGCCUUGCCACGGGGCUGUUCCCCGUUGUCAGCCUCCUGAACCAUUCCUGCAGCCCCAAUACCAGUGUGUCCUUCAUUAGCACCGUCGCCACCGUUCGGGCAUCUCAGCAGAUUAGAAAAGGGCAGGAGAUUCUCCACUGCUAUGGGCCCCACGAGAGCAGGAUGGGUGUUGCCGAGAGGCGCCAGAAGCUGAGGUCUCAGUAUUUCUUUGACUGCAACUGUCCCCCUUGUGAACGUGAGAAGCAGAGACCCUCGCAGGGGCCCAGGUGGGAAGCCUUCUGUUGUCACCGUUGCGGAGCACUCCUGCAGGGAGGUGACGUUCUGAGCUGUGGCAGCACAUCUUGUACGGAAUCAGUCAGCAGAGAUCACCUAGUCUCUCAGCUACAGGACCUUCAGCAGCAGGUGGGGAUGGCCCGGAAGCUUCUCAGAAAUGGCGAACUAGAGCGAGCCAUUCAGCUGUUGUUGGGAUGCCAGCAUGAUGCUGAGAGCUUCCUGUUGGCGGAACACAGCGUGGUGGGAGAAAUCGAGGAUGACCUGGCCCAGGCCUAUGCUGCCUUAGGGGACUGGGAGAAGUCAGCCACCCAUCUACAGAAGAGUCUCCGAGUGGUGGAGGUUCGCCACGGGCCAUCCAGUGUUGAGAUGGGCCAUGAACUCUUCAAACUGGCCCAAAUCUUCUUCAAUGGGUUUGUCUGCCAACAGUUACUGAUCAUCUGUUAUGUACAGAGCCCUGGACCGGAAAUGGGGACGCCGGGCAGAGCACACAGAAGCAGCAAUACAAUGGGCCUUUGAGCAGAGGUCCUUAACCUCAGGUCCCCAGGACAGAUGGCAUCAGAGGUCCCAAGAGCCCUUAAAAUCAUCUACAGAAAUGCAUACGUGGCAUUUCUCUCCAGUGCUUCAGGUGUUUUGUCCGAUUUCCAAAGAAAAAAGUUAAGAACUACUGACUUCGAAUUUUCAAAAGUCAGGUAUGAAAGACUUAGAAUGCCAGCAGUUUGGAGUUUGUGACAGUUUUUGAAAGUUUAACUUUGACUUCUAGAAAUAUAAGGUCUCCCAAAAAAAAAAAGAGAAAAAGAAGGAAAGAAAAGACAAGAAUUAACACCAGCAUUUGAGUGCCCAAUCUUUUUUUAAAAUUUUUUAAUUUCAUGCUUAUUAUUAGUUCCCCAAACCCACAUCCCCUGCAUUGGAAGCGCAGAGUCUUAACCGCUGGACCACCAGGGAAGUCCCUUGAGUGUCCAGUCUUGAGGGCCCAUUUCACAUUACCUUAUCAACCCUUACAGGAAACCCUGAGUGAGAGGAUAAGUUUAGAUAACUAUGCCCCUUUAUUUUGAGGAAAAAAGGCUCAGAGAAACUAUUAACUUACUGAAAGUCACACAGCAGGUAAAAUUUAGACAGCUGUCAGAUCUCAAAAGUCAUUCUAUUCCCACUACACCAUCCAGCCUGUCCCCGCACCCACUACUCGCCCUUCCCCUACAGACCUUGCAGUUGAGAUCAGAAUCCAAGCCGUAGCGUAAAAUGGCCUUAGGGUCUGACAUCAUGGGGACUUUCACGGUCCUCUCCUCAUCCAAGUGGAAAUCAUCUAGGGAAGUCUUUCUGGAGUCAAACUUUGUUACCCACUGCCCUGGAAUGAAACAAAUGGAGUGCCCUGAGCCCCAGGAGACCAGAAAGGCAUUGGGACCGUGCUGGGGCCAAAGCAUAUUGCUGAAAAUUGCCUGGUUACAGGAAUCUCAGUCGUCAGAGGCCCUGACACAUCAGGGAAUAGCUCUGUCUCAGAAUGUGCAGUCUGGACCACAAAAUUUCUAGGGUCCUGAAUACCUUCCAUACGUAAACUCAGGAGGAAAUAGGUAGAUUGUCGGGUUUAUUCAAGUUCUGUGAUAGCCUAGGAGAAAGGUAAACUGGUGUACACUUCUACAGCGUUGUGUCCGGAAGACAAUACAGGGAGGCCAGAGCUGGAAGGGACCUCGACAUCAUGUCAUCAACCCUCUCAUAGCUGAAAAAGCCCGGAACCCCAGAGAGGUGAAGUGAUUGCCAGCGCUCACACAGCAAGCCGACAGUUUAAUGUGGCCUUUAACAUGCUGGUCUGUAACGGCUUCUUUCAUGUCCUGGAGCUCAGUGCUUCAGGAAGGACUUUACUCUAGGAGUUUAGGGGUCCACUCUCAACACUGCCUGAUAGACAUUUUAAGGGGAGGCUGCCCAAAAUCCCACCCAAGGCUCAUAUGAAUAGGGCUGGCCUCACACUGGGCCCGUGGAAUAGACUUGGGCACAUCAACACAGCCUAGAAGAAUGUUGUUAGAAAACUAACAACGGUUUAUCAACUACCUGCUGUGUGCCCCGGGCAUGAUGCUAGGGUCCAUGUGAAGAUGGGAGAUGGGGGAAGGGGAAGGGGAAGCUGGGAUGAAGUGAGAGAGUGGCAUGGACAUAUAUACACUACCAAAUGUAAAAUAGCUAGUGGGAAGCAGCUGCAUAGCACAGGGAGAUCAGCUCUGUGCUUUGUGACCACCU